Molecule: messenger RNA, 1530 nt
Organism: Paramisgurnus dabryanus
Lineage: Eukaryota; Metazoa; Chordata; Actinopteri; Cypriniformes; Cobitidae
Source: RefSeq, a predicted model, not a curated record
AUGUCUCGCACCGGCACCUGUUUCUGUGUCCUGUGCGGUUUACCGGCAGCGGGAAAAUCCAGCCUUGCUGAGGUGCUGCGGGGUCGCGCGCGGAGCCGUGGCUGGGACACGCUCCUGGUGACGUAUGACGAAUUGAUCCCUGCACGGGACUGGCGCGAGGCUGAAUGGAAGCAGCAAAGGAAGACAGUUCUGACGUGUCUGGAGAGAUUCCUGCAUCAGACACACACCCUAUCUGAUCAGACACACAAACACACAGACGAUGACGUCUGGAUGCACUUUCAGCAGAUACACAAGCAGAGCGAAUCCCAGACACAAACUCAGCCUCUCCUCGUGCUGCUGGAUGACAACUUCUAUUAUCAGAGCAUGAGAUAUCAAAUCUACCAGCUCGCCAGAAAGUAUUCAACAGGCUUCUGUCAGGUGUUCCUGCGGUGUUCGCUGGACGUUUGUCUCCAGAGAAACCAGCGGAGAUCCCUGCGUGUUCCUGAUGAAGUGCUGGUACAGAUGUCUGAACGGAUGGAGCCUCCAGACGAGAGCCGAAACUCUUGGGAGCAACAGAGCCUGACGGUGGACAGCACAGAUGAAGUCACAGAUGAAGAUGUUCAGAAGCUGAUGAACUUGUUGGAAUCUACAAUGGAAAACCCGUUAAGUCCCUUCCAGGAUGACUCUCAGCUCAAGGAGGCAGACAGACAGAUUUGUGCAGCUAACGUUCUCCACCAAGCUGAUCAGAUGUGCAGGCGGCUCAUUUCUCAAGCGAUGACGUCAGCUCGGGAGAAUCAGGCAUCUUCCGAUGUUCUUAAGGUUCUUGCUAAGGAGCUGAAUGUGUUGAAGACUCGUUUCCUUCAAGAGCUGAAGACGGAGCUCCAUCAUCAAGUUUCUCUCAGCCCAGAAGAGCCAAUAGAUAUAGAGAAACUUCUGAUGACAGCGGAGAGAGCAUUUAAGCGGGACACACAAAACUGCAUACAAACACAAAUAAAUGAACACUAGAGUUUGUACAGAUUGUUGACUUGUGGUCUUCAUUUGUUAUAGACCCCUUCAAGGUUUGUAAACAUUGAAUGACUAUCGGGUGCACGCGCAGCAAGGGGUCAAACUGUUCAUACCAUCCAGACUUUCUAGUUUAAUCUUACAGGGCUGAAAAAUGAUGACUUACCUGAAAUGAAGUGAGCACUACAAACACAAGCCUCUUUGAUCUUUGCAUUGUCCUAGACAGUCUUCACGUUUAAUUGCUUGCAGCCACAGAUGUUGUAUUUUUUGUUUUUGAGAUUCUACACAGGAAUCCCGAAAAACUUAAUGGCAGACAUGGUGCGAUUUUCACAGCUCACGACGCAAGUAGGCAUUUUUGACGAUACUGAAUAAUACGCAACUCAAUCUGCUAUAAUGACUUUUCUGACCCCGACAUGCGCAGUGGGAAGCGCCUGUGACGUGAACUGUGAAGGGGUCUAUUGUGCGUAAGAUUUUCUUUAAAAACAGAAAGUGCUUUGUAAUGCAACUCCGAGUCCUUGAUGUGAAUUAAAUAAAAAGUUUUUCAUCAGA